AUGUACUGUGGAUUAAUGGAUUAUCUACACAAUAAAGCAAAAGAGGAAAAUGUUAAACCAGGAAAUUUAACUAUUUUACCUUCCACAUUUACUGGAGGACCACGUUCGUAUCAACAAUCAUUUAUGGAUGCCAUGCGAUUAGUUCAAGAAUUUUGGAAACCAGAUUUGUUUAUUACAAUGACAUGUAAUCCAAAAUGGCGUGAAAUUACAGAAAAUUUAUUAGAUAAUGAAAUUGCGUCUGAUCGACCAGAUAUUGUAGCUCGAGUUUUUCAACAAAAGGUGAAAGAGCUCAUGAGUGAAUUAAAAGAUAAAAGAAUUUUUGGACCACUGCUAGCCUAUGUGUACGUAAUAGAAUUCCAAAAGCGUGGAUUGCCACAUGUACAUUUAAUAAUCUUUUUAGAUAAAUCAUUUGCAAUUCGUGAUGCAGAAACUGUUGAUAAAAUAAUAUGUGCAGAAAUUCCUGACGAAGAAAAAUACCUAGAACUUUAUAAGAUUGUAAAACAAUUUCAAGUUCAUGGACCUUGUGGAAAGCAAAAUAUGAAUUCGCCUUGUAUGGAUCCUUAA
Molecule: messenger RNA, 564 nt
Organism: Leptopilina heterotoma
Lineage: Eukaryota; Metazoa; Arthropoda; Insecta; Hymenoptera; Figitidae
Exons: 1
Coding region: 1-564 (187 amino acids)
Source: RefSeq, a predicted model, not a curated record